Colletotrichum orchidophilum is the source of this 2463-nucleotide messenger RNA. Its product is annotated as cytosolic phospholipase A2 zeta. The transcript is spliced from 2 exons. The record is from RefSeq and is a predicted model, not a curated record. Gene Ontology annotation, molecular function: A2-type glycerophospholipase activity. Gene Ontology annotation, biological process: glycerophospholipid catabolic process. Gene Ontology annotation, cellular component: cytosol. Lineage: Eukaryota; Fungi; Ascomycota; Sordariomycetes; Glomerellales; Glomerellaceae. The coding region runs from base 1 to 2463 and encodes 820 amino acids.
AUGAGAUUGUUCGCGCCGUAUUCCCGCGACGCGCUGCGCCGGGCUGCGAGAACUUUCCACUACAGCGUGACCGUCGGUCGCAUCAGGACUCACGGCCUCCUGGUCCACCGAAGGCCUACGCUGUCCCGCCAGUCAAAGCACAGCUUCUUCACGGCAAGGGAGAAGGUCCCGCCCAAGAAGACGUCGAUCCCGGUCGCAAUCCUGACCGGCGGUCUGGUCAUCUGGGCGCUCUAUCCGUCCGAUGAGUUUGAGCGGCUCUCCCUGGCCGAGGACGACAGAAGGAAGGGAGUUCGCAGCAAUCCGGGAAGCACCAAGUCUGACGAGACUGCAUGGUACAACUUUGCCCUCAAGUUUGAGACUUUGUCCGACUCUGCCGACGUCGAAUGGACUGCAGACAAGAUUGUUGGCUUCAUCCUACCAGAAUGGUCCAGGUUGGUCCCCGGAUACAUCCGAAAGCUCCAGAGAGAACUAUCCAUGGCACCCGGAUCUCUAGCUGAUGAGAUUUGGCGAGAAGCCCAUGACCCCUUCAUCAACCCCGAGGUGCAAUAUGCCGCCAAGGUCAGGGUCUCCAACGACCUAUGUGAUGAGGAAAAAGAGUUCUUGGCAAGGCGGAAACGAGUCACCACCAUGGCGUUAGCAAAGUACCUCGACAUCGACGAGAGGGAUGUCCACCCGGACGACGUCCCGACAAUCGCAAUGUGCGGUUCCGGAGGUGGUCUAAGGGCCCUGGUUGCCGGCACCGGCUCCAUGCUCGCUGCUGACGAAGAUGGCCUGUUCGACUGUGUCACAUAUACCUCUGGUGUGAGCGGCUCGUGUUGGCUACAGGCCCUCUACCACUCGUCCAUAUCCGAGGGCAGUCUCCCCCGGGUCCUGCAACAUCUCAAGGCCCGCGCUGGCAUCCACAUCGCCUAUCCUCCCGUGGCGUUCCAGACCCUGCUUUCUGCGCCCACGAGCAAGUACCUGCUCAGCGGCCUUGUCGAGAAGCUCAAGGGUGACCCCGGCGCGGACUUUGGACUGGUCGACGUCUACGGCCUCCUGUUGGCGGCGAGAUUAUUGGUCCCCAAGGGCGAGCUCGAAGUGAGCGAUCGGGAUUUCAAGCUCUCCAACCAGCGGGAGUACAUCAAAUACGGCCAGAACCCGCUACCCAUUUACACGGCCGUCCGCCACGAGAUCCCCGAUGUCAAUCUUGACGGAAGCGGAAAAGUGCCGUCUACCUCUGACGCAGCGAAAGAGGUUGCCAAAAAGGAAGCUUGGUUCCAGUGGUUCGAAAUCACGCCGUACGAGUUCUUCUGCGAGGAGUUUUCCGCCGGGAUCCCGACCUGGGCCAUGGGCCGGCGGUUCAAGAACGGCGUCGACGUGCCUCCAGAGGAAGGCUUCCAUCUCCCGGAGACUCGCAUGCCCUUUCUCCUCGGCGUCUUUGGCAGCGCUUUCUGCGCAACCCUGAGCCACUAUUAUAACGAGAUACGGCCUCUCGUGCAGAGCCUUGCUGGCUUUGGCGCUCUAGACGGCAUGAUCUCCGGUUACAAUGAGGACCUCAGCAAGGUCCACCCCAUCGACCCCGGCACUGUCGCGAAUUUCGCCUACGGCAUGGAGAAUAAGCUCCCAGAAACAGCCCCAAAAAGCACCUAUACGAACCAGUACCUGCAGCUCAUGGACGCCGGCAUGUCCAACAACCUCCCCAUCUACCCGCUUCUCCGCCCUGGCCGCGACGUCGACGUUGUCGUCGCCUUCGACGCCUCCGCAGACAUCAAGACCGACAACUGGCUUGCCGUUGCCGACGGCUACGCCCGCCAACGCGGCAUCAAGGGCUGGCCCGUCGGCGUCGGCUGGCCCAAAGCCAGUGAAUCCCCCAAGGAAGUGCGCGACGAGCUCGUAGAAGCCCAGGCCGCGUCUGCAAAGGAAGCGGACCAGAAGCUCCGUAAAGCCAAGGAGUACCAGCGCGAACACCAGGCCGAGGGAGCCAACCGCAAGCCGGACGAGAAUACCAAGAGCGGGCAAGCGGCCAAGUUUAUGCCCGGCGACGAGGAGUCGGGCGAGCUGGGCUACUGCACCGUCUGGGUCGGCACCACGCAAGAGCGCUCCUCGUCCGAGACCCCCCCGCCCUCCAAGGCUAUCACGGCGUCCACCUCGUGGCAGCUCACGGAGCCCGACGCAGGAAUCGCCAUCAUCUACCUGCCCUACCUCGCCAACCCCAAGGCCCCCGGCAUCAACCCCGGCACGACGGACUACCUGAGCACCUGGAACUUUGUCUACACGCCCGAACAGAUUGAAAAGGUGGCCGCGCUGGCGAGGGCCAACUACGCCGAGGGACGGGAGCAGAUUCGCGGGACGGUGCGGGCCGUCUACGAGCGCAAGAAGAAGCUCAGACUGGAGAGGGAGGCGGGGAUAAAGAAGGAUCGAUAUCGGUGCUUGGUGAGGCGGGGAAUGGCGCACAAGUUGGGCGAGGGUGACCAGUUCAGUUGA